Scutellospora calospora is the source of this 408-nucleotide messenger RNA. NCBI's taxonomy places the organism in Eukaryota, Fungi, Glomeromycota, Glomeromycetes, Diversisporales, Gigasporaceae. The record is from the annotation of a GenBank genome assembly.
AUGAAAUUCUUGAUUUCCAUUUUUGUUCUUUUGGUAUCUAUUGCCAUCCUUGUUCAAGCAUCCCCUUUAGAAGAAAACCAUGAAAGAAAAGCAUGCCUUAAUACUAAUGAGGCUAGGAAAUUCGUAUCAGAACAUAAUCAUGCUAUGAAGGAAUUGAAAAAUGCUAUUGAUAGCUUGGAAAAAAGAAUGGUUAUAUACAAAAAAAGAGCAGACACAUUUGCUGAAUCCGUACUUGUGAGUGGAAAUGAUAAAAGAUCUGACUUCGAACUCGAGAAAAGGCAGAUUCCAAGAGUACCGAGAAUGUAUUUUAACGUAUUUACAGGUGUUCAUGCAAAGCAUAUGAGCGAAAUAAAAAAUUCUUUUGAAUGUGUGGCCAAAGUUACACAUGAUUUCCAGGAAAAAUUGUAA